This is a messenger RNA of Leptomonas pyrrhocoris, 1624 nucleotides long. Its product is annotated as putative mitochondrial 3-hydroxy-3-methylglutaryl-CoA reductase. Gene Ontology annotation, molecular function: protein binding; hydroxymethylglutaryl-CoA reductase (NADPH) activity. Lineage: Eukaryota; Euglenozoa; Kinetoplastea; Trypanosomatida; Trypanosomatidae. The record is from RefSeq and is a predicted model, not a curated record. The transcript has a single exon. Gene Ontology annotation, biological process: isoprenoid biosynthetic process; coenzyme A metabolic process; sterol biosynthetic process. Gene Ontology annotation, cellular component: endoplasmic reticulum membrane; peroxisomal membrane. Bases 320 to 1624 code for a protein of 434 amino acids.
GGGAAGGAACUUUCGUAACUGACACAUUUCGCUUUUCAUGAUUCGUCCAUUCAUUACCUCCUGGUUUUUUCCAUCGCGCGCCAGUUUUGUAAGCAGUCUCCCUGCUUUUUAAUUAUCCCUCAAAAACAAUCUGUUUCGACAGACAAACUUACACAUAUAAAAGAGACCCCCUUUUCAAGAUCUAACGAAACUAUUUUCCUCGCAUAUAACCGUGUAUACCAUAAUUAAAGAAAAAAAAACAGAAAACGUCUUUCUGCUGCGUAAUCCUUUUCGCUUUCUUCUUUCACCCAAAGGCACACGGCCGCGCUGCUACGACACCAUGCGUCGCUCGAUUGCCCUUGCGUGCUCUUCUGCCAAAAUCAUGAGCUUGGCGUCCAAAUCCGAUGAGGAGAUAAUCCAGCAGGUGCGGAGCAAGAAGAUCGCUUUCUACGGCCUGGAGCAGGCCCUCGCUCCGGACUACGACCGCGCCAUCCGCAUUCGGCGCGAAAUUGUCAAGACGGACAUGUGCCCCUCGACGGCGUCUAAGCACCCCUUGGAUACACUGCCCUACCAGAACUACAACUGGGAACGUGUGGUGGGUCAGUGCUGCGAGAACAUCCUCGGCUAUGUGCCCGUCCCGGUGGGCAUUGCAGGCCCGCUGAUGAUGGACGGGAAGGAGGUGGCGCUGCCGAUGGCGACGACUGAGGGGGCCCUCGUCGCCAGCACGCACCGCGGCGCUCGUGCCAUCAACCUGAGCGGCGGCUGUCGGACCGCGCUGCUGAAGGAGGGCAUGACGCGUGCGCCGGUGGUGGAGGUUGACUCCUUCGAGGAGGCCAUCGCCGUCUGCCGGUUCUGUGAGGACAACUUUGAGAUGUUGAAGGCUGCCUUUGAGUCCACCACUCGCUUCGGCAAGCUGCGGAGCAUAAAAUGCGCGAUGGCGGGGCGCGAGGUCCACAUGCGCUUCUCCGCCUUCACCGGGGACGCGAUGGGGAUGAACAUGAUCACGAAGGGCUGCGACAAAGCGUUGGGGGUGCUGAAGGAGCACAUCCCCUCCAUCCGCGUGCUCUCCCUGUCGGGCAACUUCUGCACCGACAAGAAGCCCUCUGCGGUGAACUGGAUCGAGGGCCGCGGUAAGUCGGUGGUGGCAGAGGCGGUCAUCAAAAAGGACGUGGUGGAGAAGGUGCUGAAGUGCACCGUCGACAACAUUGUGAAGCUGAACGUGUCGAAGAACCUGCGUGGGUCGGCGCUGGCCGGCUCCAUCGGCGGCUUCAACGCACACGCCGCCAACGUUGUGGCAGCUAUGUACAUCGCCACCGGCCAGGACCCCGCGCAGGUGGUGGAGUCGUCCACCUGCAUGACUUCCAUCGACAAAGUUGGAGAGGACAUGCUGCUCAGCGUCACCAUGCCGAGCAUCGAGGUCGGCGCCGUGGGCGGUGGCACGGGUCUGCCCUCACAGCGUGCCAUGCUGGAGCUGAUGGGGUGCGCGGGGGCCAACGCGGAGAGCCCCGGCGAGAACUCACGCCAGAUCGCGCGUGUUGUGGCGGGUGCGGUGAUGUGCGGCGAGCUUUCCCUCAUGGCCGGCCACGCUGCGGGUCACCUGCUCAGCGCACACAUGAAGCUAAACCGCAAGCCUUCUGGUCCCUAA